Ilex paraguariensis (yerba mate) is the source of this 2507-nucleotide messenger RNA. Lineage: Eukaryota; Viridiplantae; Streptophyta; Magnoliopsida; Aquifoliales; Aquifoliaceae. The record is from the annotation of a GenBank genome assembly.
UCCGAUCGAAGGGGAGGCGAUUGCUUCGAGGACUAGAAAGAGGAGAGCGGCGGCGGCGGCGGUGGCAGUGGCAGUGGAAGUGGAAGUGAAGAAUACUAAUAUGAGAAAGUAGUUGUUGUAGAGGCACCAGCGGCGGACUUGAGAGCGGUGGAGAAGAGGGCUUUGGAAGAGCCGGGUCGGGUCGGUGGUGGUGGGGGCUGAGGAGGUAGCGGAGCAGCCGAUGGAUGAUAAUGAUCAUUGUGCUCGGAGCUCGGACAAGGCUCAUGCCGGGGAAGAUGAGGGUAGCACUGCUCCGCUUCCUGAAAAGGUUCAGGUUGGUGGUUCCCCUUUGUACCAAGUAGAAAAAAAGCUUGGUAAGGGAGGUUUUGGACAAGUGCAUGUAGGUCGUCGUGUCACUGAGAAUCUGGCUGGUCUUAGAAUGGGCCCUGUUGAAGUGGCCUUAAAAUUUGAGCAUCGAAGUAGUAAAGGAUGUCCUUCUGGAGCACCAUAUGAGUGGCAAGUUUACAACAUUCUUGGUGGCAGUCAUGGUGUACCACAUGUACACUUCAAGGGUCGACAAGGUGACCAUUAUAUAAUGGUUAUGGAUAUGCUAGGACCAAGCUUGUGGGAUUUUUGGAACAAAAACUCUCGCACGAUAUCCGUUGAUGUGGUAUCAUGCAUUGCCAUUGAAGCAAUAUCUAUACUGGAGAAGAUGCACUCUAGAGGGUAUGUGCACGGGGAUGUGAAACCUGAGAACUUUUUGCUUGGUCCUCCAGGGACUCCUGAUGAGAAAAAGCUUUUUCUAGUUGAUCUUGGAUUAGCUACUAGAUGGAGAGAUCGUUCAACUGAUCUGCAUAUCGAGUAUGACCAAAGGCCUGAUGUUUUCAGGGGAACAGUUCGAUAUGCAAGUGUGCAUGCUCAUUUAGGCAGAACUGCCAGCAGGAGAGAUGAUCUCGAAUCGCUUGCUUACACACUUAUUUUCCUUCUCCGUGGUCGUCUGCCUUGGCAAGGACUCCAGGGUGAGAAUAAAGGGUUUCUUGUUUGCAAAAUGAAGAUGACUACUUCUUUGGAGACUCUAUGUUCCUUAUGUCCACAGCCCUUCAGACUGUUUAUGGAAUAUGUGGUGAACUUGAAAUUUGAUGAGGAACCCAACUAUGCUAAAUAUGUCGCCCUCUUUGAUGGGAUCGUCGGCCCAAAUCCAGAUAUCAGGCCGAUUAACACUGAUGGUGCACAGAAGGUUGGUCAUAAGAGAGGUCGGUUGAGUUCUGAGGACGAGGAAGACAAACAACCCAAGAAGAGGGUUCGAAUGGGGGUGCCUGUUGCACAAUGGAUAAGCGUUUAUAAUGGUCGUCGACCAAUGAAGCAAAGAUAUCACUAUAAUGUGGCGGAUGCGAGGCUUUCCCAGCACAUUGAGAAGGGAAAUGAGGAUGGUUUGUUUAUCAGUAGUGUAGCAUCUUGUCAAAAUCUGUGGGCACUCAUCAUGGAUGCAGGCACUGGCUUUACCUCGCAAGUUUUUAAACUCUCACCCUACUUUCUUCACAAGGAAUGGAUAAUGGAGCAGUGGGAAAAUAACUACUAUAUCAGUGCGAUCGCUGGAGCAUUAAAUGGGAGCUCGUUGGUAGUAAUGUCAAAGGGUACAAAAUAUUUGCAGCAGUCCUACAAAAUUAGUGAUUCAUUUCCUUUCAAGUGGAUAAACAAAAAAUGGAAAGAGGGUUUCUAUGUUACCUCCAUGGCCACCUCAAAUGGGAGUAAAUGGGGAGUUGUUAUGUCUCGUGGUGCAGGAUUUUCGGAUCAGGUUGUUGAGAUAGAUUUUCUUUACCCUAGUGAAGGCAUUCAUUUCCGGUGGGAUGAUGGAUAUCGUAUUACUGCUACUGCGGCAACUGCGGACCAAACGGCAAUUAUUCUCAGCGAACCAAGAAGACGGACAAUAGAUGAAACACAGGAAACACUUCGUACUUCUUCCUUUCCUACUACGCAAAUCAAGGAGAAAUGGGAGAAAAAUCUUUAUAUUGCAUCUGUUUGCUAUGGUCGAACAGCUUCAUAAGCCUGCCAAAUUUUUAUGAGGCCAUCUCUGACAUCAUCAAAAGAUGCUUUCCUGUUAGCUCUUCUCAUUGGGCAAACCUGUAGGGAAGUAGAGACUCUGGAUUCUGAAAAGGCUUUCAGGCUAGAGAAGUUUUGAUGUGCCCAAACUUCAACUGUAGCUGUAGCACAUGAACUACAGAGGUAGGGGCUGAAGUAGUGUUAGUUGUGUUGAUAUUGUAUUUAGCUGAUGUCCAUCAUGCCAAAAGCCGAAGAGAAUGAUGCGUGUGAGCACUUAUUGCCCUCCUGUUUGUAUGCUCUAGGACAAUAAGUGUUUGGAUAAGGGCUUUAUGCCCUUGUCAUUUUUGUGACUACCCCAUUUUGCAUUAUAUGGCAUUGCAUUGGAUUCAAAUCUGUAUAAAACUUAAAUUUGGUGUGUUAAUGCUUCGGUUUCCUUGUCCCUUGAUCUCUUGUAUUUCUUAUAAGAGGGUAACAAGUAUUGGUUAUGC